Xiphophorus couchianus (Monterrey platyfish) is the source of this 1273-nucleotide messenger RNA. RefSeq names its product COP9 signalosome subunit 6 (gene cops6). The transcript is spliced from 10 exons. Gene Ontology annotation, biological process: protein deneddylation. The record is from RefSeq and is a predicted model, not a curated record. The coding region runs from base 111 to 1061 and encodes 316 amino acids. Gene Ontology annotation, cellular component: COP9 signalosome. Gene Ontology annotation, molecular function: protein binding; metallopeptidase activity. Lineage: Eukaryota; Metazoa; Chordata; Actinopteri; Cyprinodontiformes; Poeciliidae.
UUUGUCCAUUCUCUUGCGAGAACACGCUAACAAACGUAAACAGGAAAACGAGCGUCUUGAAAUGAUCUUCCCCUGACGGCGUUGCUUUUGUCGACACAACACCGGACAAGAUGGCGACCAGCAAUGGUGGAGGAAUGGAAGUGGAUGGAACAGCCAGCCCCAGUGUUAUGGCCUCAGGGGUCACUGGGAGUGUUUCUGUGGCCUUACACCCUUUGGUUAUCCUCAACAUAUCAGACCACUGGAUACGCAUCCGGUCCCAGGAGGGCCGACCAAUGCAGGUGAUUGGCGCUCUGAUCGGGAAACAGGAGGGUAGAAACAUUGAGGUGAUGAACUCCUUUGAACUAAUGUCUCACACCAUAGAUGAGAAAGUGCACAUCGACAAGGAGUAUUACUACACUAAGGAGGAACAAUUUAAACAGGUCUUCAAGGACAUGGAGUUCCUAGGUUGGUACACCACAGGUGGCCCUCCAGACCAGUCAGACAUUCACGUCCACAAACAGGUGUGUGAGAUCAUCGAGAGCCCCCUCUUCCUCAAACUUAACCCGAUGACCAAACACACUGACCUUCCUGUUAGCGUUUAUGAAUCUGUGAUAGACAUCAUCAGUGGCGAGGCCACCAUGUUGUUUGCUGAGCUGACAUACACUUUAGCCACAGAGGAAGCAGAGAGAAUUGGUGUUGACCAUGUGGCUCGAAUGACAGCCACAGGAACUGGGGAAAAUUCGACUGUGGCUGAACACCUUAUUGCCCAGCACAGCGCGAUAAAAAUGCUCCACAGCCGAGUAAAGAUCAUUCUAGAGUACGUCAAAGCCGUCGAAGCAGGAGAGGUGCCGUUCAACCACGAGAUCCUGCGAGAAGCAAACGCUCUUUGCCACAGACUGCCGGUCCUCAGCACCACAAAAUUCAAAACUGACUUCUAUGAUCAAUGUAACGAUGUGGGGCUCAUGGCCUACUUAGGCACCAUCACCAAGACCUGCAACAGUAUGAACCAGUUCAUCAACAAGUUCAACGUCCUGUACGACAGGCAGGGCAUCGGCCGGAGGAUGAGAGGACUCUUCUUUUGAGCUGACAGGGAGGCAAACACUCUUUUCUGUUCUCUCUUUUUGUUUGUGUUUAAAUAAAAAAAAAGAUUUUCCACCUUCAAUCUAUCCAAAAACCACUCAGAUCAGUUUAAAACCUCUCUACAGCAGUGAGAUCGCUGAACAUGGACGUUAUUUUACCCGGUUCGUUUUAUUGUUUCACGUUUCUGUAUGUAAUAAAAUGUUGUUUUUUUUCA